AUGUCUUCGCACUUUUUGACCACGUCACGUCACAAAAACGUGUUUCGAUUGCCUUCGAUAUCCACUCUCCCAACGCACGCGCUCACCAUGUCCUCCGUCACUUUCCACGCCCUCCCGCCCUCAGCCAACUCCUCCUGCACGCGCUGUGUCCUCAAAUGCGGCGGCAUCGACUUCGAGGAGGUGAACGCCUACGGUCAGACGCGCACUCCGGAGUACCUCGCCAAGUUCCCGACGAACCUCGCUCCCGCGAUCGAGCACGACGGGGCUUGCGUGAGCGAGACCAACGCCAUCGCGCGAUACCUCUGCGGCGCGUUCCCCGACAAGGCUGGCAAGUUCUACCCCGGCGACGCCAAGUCCAAGGCGAAAGUUGACAUGGUCACAGAGUACACGGGCAUCACCCUCUACAACUACCUCGCCAAGGCGACCUACCCGACCAUCGGCUUCCCUCUCUACGCCGGCGACGUCGCCGCGACCGAAGCGCUCAAGGACCACGUCGCGGGAUCCCAGGAGGCCGCCGCCGCCGAGCUCCUCAACCUCAUCAACGACAAGUACGUCAACAACUGGCUCAAGGACUCCACCUUCCUCUGCGGCGAUGAGCCCACCAUCGCCGAUUUCAGAUUCGCGCCGAUCAUGUACUUUGCCCGCGUCGCCGUCGUGCUCCCGGAGAGGAUCGUCAAGUACCUCGACGACAUGGAGACCAAGGUGCCGGGUUUCAAGGAGGCCACCGAGGGUCCCCGAGGAUUCACCGCCGACAAGGUCAAGGCCUAA
Micromonas commoda is the source of this 768-nucleotide messenger RNA. RefSeq lists its product with no specific name. Gene Ontology annotation, biological process: glutathione metabolic process. Bases 1 to 768 code for a protein of 255 amino acids. NCBI's taxonomy places the organism in Eukaryota, Viridiplantae, Chlorophyta, Mamiellophyceae, Mamiellales, Mamiellaceae. The transcript has a single exon. The record is from RefSeq and is a predicted model, not a curated record. Gene Ontology annotation, molecular function: glutathione transferase activity.